Molecule: messenger RNA, 2532 nt
Organism: Truncatella angustata
Lineage: Eukaryota; Fungi; Ascomycota; Sordariomycetes; Amphisphaeriales; Sporocadaceae
Exons: 6
Coding region: 1-2532 (843 amino acids)
Molecular function (GO): ATP hydrolysis activity; ATP binding
Source: RefSeq, a predicted model, not a curated record
AUGCGCAAUCAAACCGUCGGCCUCGGCUUGGGAAGUCUGGGUGGUGUACCAUUAGGAAACCCGUACUUAUCCGGCAACCCAGCUUUGCAGUUCAGUAACCCAGUUGGCCUAAAUGCAAAUGCUAUACAAGCAGUUUCUUUGGGCAAUCUCAACAAUUGCCUGGGCGUAGGCCAAAACCUCGGAUCCCCACGCAACGAUAACUACAAAGCUCGCAACACUUUAAACACACAUAGAAGCGGCCGCCUUGACAGCACCACAAGAAGGAAUUCAAAUGGUAGCAGUUUGGGCGAUGAAGAUGCCGACGAAGAAAAUUCGUUGGGGCUUCGCAGGAACCCCAACACUAAAGCUGAAGGGGGAGUUAAGAAGGGCCAGCCUCGGUUGGAGUAUAAGCGUGUUGAUCAGGUCUGGGACUCAACGAUUCACAACUUCAAGCUCCAGGACACGGCGCAGACCAGCACGAAUUCACGCUAUAACGAAUAUUUGUUCCAUGUACGCCGUACUUUUGACUGGGAGGGCAAGUACAAAGCCACGGUGGUCGACAUCAAGAGCAAGCAGCUCCGCGAAGCCUUGCGCGAUAUUAUAGGCACCACAAAAGGUCUCACAUUGGUUGAAGAUACCCCCAAGCUGGACCCCAACAUGCUUUUCCUUUAUCUUGAGGACCUUCGCGAGCACAUGACUAAUCUGAAGGACCUUGAACCCGAAGGUAAGGACAAGAAGGAGCGAAAGAAGAUACAAAAGUGGAUUGAUCAAAAACGUCGCCAUCUCCGCAUCCUCAUAAAGUAUCUUGAUGAAGACUAUGCUCAGGUCAAAAAGAGCUUAUAUCCUCUGCUCGAGAAUGGUCUCAUUACGUUUGAUCUAUGUUGGGCUCUGUGGAAGCCCAACACUCUUGCCUACACUACCACUUAUGGUUGCGCUGAUGAACCUCGAAUGUUCAAGGUGGAGAUGGCCAACAAGCACUCUAGUAUGCUCAAGGGAGACUUUUUCUACGUGGAAGGCAAGUAUUUUGAGUACGAUGGCAAGCAAUUUGGAUAUGGCAGUAUGGCCGAAGAGAUCUCAGACUUCCGAGGCGCUCGGAAAAUCACCAGUCUGAACUGCUACCCGCUCAAAUAUCACAGCAACGAAGCCCAAGUACGCAAGGACCUCAUCGAGCGCGGAAAGAAGUUUGUGAGUCUUGCCGGCUCUCAUUACAAAAGCCAUAAAGGCCUCGCAUACUACAAAAAGAAGAAGGCGGUCAUCAAAGUCAACAUCAACGGCCGAAUCAUGGUUGAUCCAAGCACACAUCGUCGCACCAAUCCAAACUAUCCCGUCUCCCUUGUGCGCCCCAAAGAUCACGAUCUUCUAGAAGAUUUCGACGACAGCGAUGAAGAAGGCGGCUGUUGCGGCUCUGACUCUGAUGACGAGGCCGCCGAUGGCGGCAAGGCUCUGAUCGACGACGAAGACCGGGCCAAGUACGUUACAAAGGCCAUCAAAGACAAAGAUGGGAAUGUUAGCAUGGUACGCAUCUCGAAGGACGAUCUCACCAGCAACGACAAAGAUUCGUUAGAAGGCCUUUCGGGUAGAGAUGACGAUACGUUGAACACGGGUGAGACCAGCGACGAAAACGACGAUAAGAACGCAGUUACCCGGGACUUUGGGGAAGAGGAAUACCUCAUCGCUUCACCCGUCGUGCUGGGCUUUGCGUUCGCCGAAAAGCUUUGGCUCGAGCUGUCUGUGAGCGGUGUCAAGGAAAUCUCAUGGAACGACUCGGCCUAUGACUCGCUUGUGCUUGAACCAAAGACGAAGGACAUAGUAAGAGCGCUCGUCGAGUCACACAAGUACCAUGCCGCUGAGAGCAUCGACGAUGUCAUCCAGGGCAAGGGCAAGGGCUUGGUCUUCGUGCUCCACGGCCCGCCCGGAACUGGCAAGACUUUGACGGCCGAAGGAAUCAGCGAGUUGCUCAAAUGCCCGCUAUACAACGUCUCUGCUGGAGAUCUCGGCACGGACUCGCGACUGCUGGAGGGCGAAUUGCAGAGAGUCCUUGAUAUAUGCCAUGCGUGGGGCGCCAUCCUACUAUUGGACGAGGCGGAUGUGUUCCUUGAGAAGCGAAAUAUGCACGAUAUCCAUCGCAAUGCCCUUGUCAGCAUAUUUCUACGACAGUUGGAGUACUAUCAGGGCAUCCUUUUCCUAACUACGAACCGCGUCGAGACGUUCGACGACGCCUUCCAGUCCCGUAUCCACAUCGCACUACGAUACGACGAACUCGACACCAAGGCGAAGAAGGCCAUCUUCAAGAUCUUCGUCGAGCGCGUACGCAGUCUGCAGGAGAUACCGAUCACGAGCUUCACCGAGGAGGACUAUAAUACCCUGGCUCGUCAUGACUUGAAUGGCCGGCAGAUCAAGAACACGAUCCGCACCGCCCAGGCUCUGGCCGUGAACCGUGGCGAGCCGCUGGGCAUGAAGCACAUCAUCCAGUUCCUCGAUGUUCUAGGCAAUUUCGAGAAGGACCUCAAGGGUGGUCCUGGUUACCAAGACGCCAUGAGGAGCUAUUUCUAG